Molecule: messenger RNA, 195 nt
Organism: Nematocida major
Lineage: Eukaryota; Fungi; Microsporidia
Product: mitotic-spindle organizing protein 1
Exons: 1
Coding region: 1-195 (64 amino acids)
Source: RefSeq, a predicted model, not a curated record
AUGCGAAUAGAGGAAACCAUACAGGAGGCAAACAAGAUAAUAGAGAGCGGACUUUCGCCGGAGCUUCUAAAACAGUGCAGUAGGCUCCUGGCGGAUAGUACUGUCUCCUGCGAGGGCGUUAUUUUGCUGCUUAAAGAGCUGAGGAAGGAGGUAGACGCCAUAGAGCAGGCGGAGCCCCCUACAAGAAUAGAGUAG